GAAUCUCGUUGCGAAUCGCCCUCAGGUGCGCGGCGAGAACGGAGGCGCGCGGCAGGUAUAGAGAGGGGGCCGCGACUUGCUCGCCGCCACUCUCCGCGGGUCAACCUUUGACAGUCUCCAGUUCGCUUUUUGGCCGACAACUCCAGUCGCACCUCAUCGGGAUAUAGGCCGACGAGACACUCCAAAAAGCAGAAUGGCGGCGCGGAUUCUCAGCGUGAUGGGCCGCCGGAAGCGGAUGGAGGACGACGCCGAAGGCUCGCAGUUGGCGAGGGUGUUGUCGGUGCUCGACCUGACCGCCCUCGGCGUCGGCAGCACCCUGGGCCUCGGCGUCUACGUGUUGGCAGGAGCGGUGGCCAGAGACACGGCCGGACCUGCCGUCACCUUAUCUUUCUUGGUUGCAGCCAUCGCGUCAGCUUUCGCAGCCCUGUGUUACGCCGAGUUUGCAGCCCGCGUGCCCAAAGCAGGGUCAGCCUACGUCUACAGCUAUGUCAGUGUUGGCGAGUUUGUCGCCUUCGUCAUCGGCUGGAAUCUCAUCCUUGAAUACGUCAUUGGCACGGCUAGUGUGGCGCGCGGAAUGAGCAGCUACAUUGACGCGUUGACAAACUACACAAUGCGAGACGCGUUCAUCAGCAUCUCUCCAAAGUGGGAGAUCGAUUUUCUCUCCAAGUACCCUGACUUUUUCUCAUUCUUUGUGAUCAUGCUGCUAGCAGUUCUGCUGGCAACUGGAGUGAAGGAGUCGACAAUGAUGAACAACAUUUUUACCGCGCUUAACCUGAUCACAAUUGCAAUUGUGAUCGUCGCUGGUGGCAUCAAAGCAGACUUCAAGAAUUGGAACAUUCCCAAGGAAAGCAUCCCUAAGGAAGUGAGGCACAGGGCGGGCGAAGGAGGGUUCAUGCCCUUUGGGUUCUCCGGGGUGAUGGCCGGUGCGGCCAAAUGCUUCUACGGCUUUGUGGGUUUCGACAGCGUGGCCACGACCGGUGAGGAAGCGCGCAACCCGCAACGCUCCAUUCCUCUGGCCAUCGCCUUUUCUCUGGUCAUCAUCUUCUUUGCCUACUUUGGAAUUUCGGGGGUGCUCACCCUCAUGUGGCCCUACUACGACCAGGAUCCUGACGCACCCUUCCCAUACGUCUUUGAACAAAUAGGGUGGCCGGUGAUUAAAUGGAUAGUCACUGUAGGGGCUAUUUUUGCUCUUUGUACCUGCCUUCUUGGAGCAAUGUUUCCCCUGCCCCGAGUUCUAUAUGCCAUGGCCAAAGACAGACUUAUCUUCCACAAUCUGUCGCGCAUCCACCCCCGCACCAAAACUCCUCUUGUCGCUACAAUUUCCUCAGGCAUCCUUGCAGGUUUAAUGGCCAUGUUGUUUGAUCUGCAGCAACUGAUCGACAUGAUGAGCAUUGGCACCCUGCUUGCGUACACCAUCGUGGCGAUUUGCGUGUUGGUGUUGCGAUACCAGGAGUCGGAGGACCCUGCGUUCCUCUCGAUCGCCGCCAGCAACAAGGCAAUCAGUAAAGAGAGUGAAGACAAUCACCUUUUUGGACACUUGUUCAACUACCCACUCAAGAAAGUGCCCUCAGCCGUCUCGUCUGCCAUUUCUAAAUGGGGCAUUUGCCUUUUCAGUGCAUUGGCGGCAGGAUUAUGCGCUUGCAUUAUUUACUCGGGACACGACCUUGUCCGUGGACGAUUGUGGACAGUUGUGCUGACCACUUUGCUAGCCCUUUCCCUGCUUUUCAUCCUGGUGGUGAUUGCCAGGCAGCCAAAGGCGCGCACAGACCUCUCCUUCAAAGUGCCCUGGGUGCCAAUCAUUCCUGCGCUCAGCGUCAUUUUCAACUUGUACUUAAUGCUCGAGCUGGACGGACACACGUGGAUUCGAUUUUCAGUGUGGAUGGCCUUAGGUUUCUUGAUUUACAUCUGUUACGCCAUUCCAAACAGUGAAGAAGGACGCCGAAGAAAAGAGGACGAGAUCGCCAAAGAGGCCUACACAAACGACGCCUUUGCUGACGACAAUUUGAAAAAAGACAACGUGACUUCAAAGUUCUAAAUUUCUUAUGCGAAAAACACGGAAAAUUGUGAUUUCUCAAAAGCGCCUAAAAGACUUAUUUGAACUGUGGUCCAGUAGAUAGUUUUUGAAGUGUCGAUAUAUUAACAUUUUUUUAAAUUUAAAUACGGCCUGCAAUUUAUUUAUUGUGAAAACAUUGUGAUUUGCUUGUGAAACUGUUAGUGUUUUUCAUGAAUAAUUAACAUCUCUAUAGCUAUAUAUCCUGCAUUUGACGCCGUGAUGCUACUUAUUGUCACAUGAUCUUUACCUUUUUCAAUCAAAUAAUAAAUUAUGAUCAAGAUUUAAUGUUAUAGGUAAUAAAAUUUAUUUAUGUAAAUAAAA
This is a messenger RNA of Neocloeon triangulifer, 2374 nucleotides long. RefSeq names its product high affinity cationic amino acid transporter 1 (gene slif). Gene Ontology annotation, cellular component: plasma membrane. The record is from RefSeq and is a predicted model, not a curated record. Gene Ontology annotation, molecular function: amino acid transmembrane transporter activity. Bases 194 to 2035 code for a protein of 613 amino acids. The transcript is spliced from 10 exons. Lineage: Eukaryota; Metazoa; Arthropoda; Insecta; Ephemeroptera; Baetidae. Gene Ontology annotation, biological process: transmembrane transport; amino acid transport.